Messenger RNA from Clonostachys rhizophaga, 585 nucleotides. The record is from the annotation of a GenBank genome assembly. NCBI's taxonomy places the organism in Eukaryota, Fungi, Ascomycota, Sordariomycetes, Hypocreales, Bionectriaceae.
AUGGCUGGCAUCUGGAGUGCAUUGAAGUCCACCUGGCUGAUAGCUGAAAUCACCACGUUGGACGAAUCGACCGCACCCCGUGAUAGUGAACUGCGGAAGAUAGCCAACCACAGCGUUCAAUCAGAUCAACAUGUCAUCAACUUGUGUGACUGUUUGCUAGAUGACCUCAAAAGCUGGGACAAGAAUCCCCCCAGCGCCUUUAAAUCACUUCAAAUCCUUGAUUAUUGCAUACAUGAGGGCUCCUGCGAGAUAAAAGAAUGGUUCCAACCUCACAUCGAAGUGAUAGAAGCUAUUGGAGGGGAACAAUCCUCACAGGCGUCGCGCCUCAGGAAAUAUGCACUGGAGAUUGCGAAUCUGCUCCGCAAUGAAGCUCCUCUACAGGCAGAGCGACUGAACCCGGCUUCUUGGAAGCCUAGAAUGGACAGACUAAUCACCCGCGAUUGGGUAUCAAGGAGCCCUGCUAGUAGACAAGAGUCUUCCAAAGCAGAACCUCCCCCGCCAUAUACGCCUGAAGAUAGUGGCAAGGGCGGCAAGAAUUCGGUUCAGGUAACAGAGAAGAGUGUUGACGAGAGAGAACAUAGGUAG